CCACAGCUCUCUCUCUCUCUCUCUCUCUCUCUCAUCGCCGGCAUCUGCUUGCGGCGUCGCGGAAUUCGAAUUCAAAUUCGGAUCCUCUCUCUCUCUCUCUCUCUCCGUCGCACGCGGCGAGCGGAGCCGACCGGCGGACCUGAUCGACAGGAUGCUGCAGAAGCCGGAAGCCAUUGAGGAGGAGGCCGAGGCGCCCAAGUUGGCGGUGGUGAUAGGCCCCGAGCUAGGGUUCUGGGGGGCCGCGCGGCGGCGGCUGGCCCCCGACGACCCCUUCUUCGCCGCCGGGGACCUCGACCGCGAGCUCCUCGCCAAGCACGUUGCCCUGGAUCUCUCGGAAGAUGACUGGAAUCAUCUUGAGAAGAUGGACGUAGCCAGCACGUGCACUGUGUUUUGCCCAAUUGCUGGUUGUGGUUCACAGCUAGAUUGCUUGGAGGACUUUGAGGACCACUAUAUCACUCGACAUACUGCUUCAUGCUCUGUAUGUUCAAGAGUUUAUCCAACUUCAAGGUUACUGAGCAUUCAUGUUUCUGAGGCGCACGACUCGUAUUUCCAAGCAAAAGUUGCCCGUGGUUUUCCAAUGUAUGAGUGUUUAGUGGAGCGUUGUGGGGUGAAGUUGAAAAGUUACAAAAGUCGGCAGCAGCACCUUGUUGAUAAGCACCAGUUUCCCAAGUCAUUUGAGUUUUUCAAAAAGCAUCGGCCCUCCCAGCGGCAGCGGCAAAAGUCCCAGAGGAGGCAAACUGCUCGCAAGGGAGAAGAGACAAGGGAUAAUUUGAUGGAUGUCGAUGGAAAAGGGCAAACGAAUUGGAGAUAUCGACCGAAACAACAUGAUGACAAAGAGUCAAAAGAAAACGAACAUCAUCAUAAGGAGGCCAAAGAAAAUGAAAUGGAGGUUGACAAGAAGAUUGAAGAGCUCACUGACGCUGUGUCAAAGUUGAGCACAGCAGAUUCCACACCUGCAACUGUGACCUUUGGCCACCAUCGCUCUCGUGGUUUUACGUUUGUUCCAAGGUCAAUCAGGCAGAACAAGCAGGCCUCCCAGCCUGAAGCAAAAUGACUAACACAUCAUUUGGUCUUUCGAUGGUUGCUGAAUCUGGCUAUGUACGAUUAAUUUUGUAUGGAUGUUUGAUCUUGAAUGUUGUUCUGUACGUGGACGCUCAGGUUUCCAGUAAUAUUCUGGUAUCCCAAGGAACGUUUUUCCUUGUCUGUAACGAAGUUUGCUAUGACGAUGUUACU
Phragmites australis (common reed) is the source of this 1233-nucleotide messenger RNA. RefSeq lists its product as uncharacterized. The record is from RefSeq and is a predicted model, not a curated record. The coding region runs from base 152 to 1054 and encodes 300 amino acids. NCBI's taxonomy places the organism in Eukaryota, Viridiplantae, Streptophyta, Magnoliopsida, Poales, Poaceae. The transcript is spliced from 4 exons.